UUCUUUUUUUAUGAAUGAUUGUGUAAUCAAUUAGCUUAUAAUUAUCAGAAAUUACAUGGCCUUUAUUAAUAUUCCGUGGAUUUUAAUUCUCGUCUCUAUAUAAAGACUUUUCCCUCCUUUACACUUCUGCAUUAUCCAAAAGUCGUUCCAAAAAAUGGAGAAUGGAGGAGAAGAAGUUUCCAUUGACGGAGACAUACUCGAAUCAAUACUCUCCCAUUUACCACUCCUCGACCUCGAUUCCGCUUGCCAAGUCUCCAAAUCAUGGAACCGCGCCGUCUUCUUCUCCCUCCGCCGCCUUAAAACCAUGCCGUGGUUGUUCGUUUACAAUCAGAGAAAUUCUCCGCCGUACACCAUGCCGGCGAUGGCGGUGGCUUAUGAUCCGAAGUCGGGUGAAUGGAUCGAGAUCAAAAACGAAUCAUCAUCUCCCGUCGAACACGUCUCCGUUGCUCGAUCUUCUCACUCCGCGUUGCUCUACGCUUUAUCUCCGGCGAGAUUCUCUUUCUCAAUCGACGCGUUUCAUCUGACUUGGCAACACGUGGCAGCACCGAGAGUGUGGAGGAUCGAUCCAAUUGUCGCCGUCGUUGGACGGAACCUGAUCGUUGCCGGUGGCGUGUGCGAUUUCGAGGAGGAUAGAUUCGCCGUUGAGUUGCUGGAUGUCGAAUCCGGCGACGGCGAGUGGGAGAGAUGCGAAUCGUUGCCGGAUUUUCUCUACGAAUCCGCGUCCGCCACGUGGCUUUCCAUCGCGGCGAGUUCGGAGAAGAUGUACUUGACGGAGAAGAGAUCAGGCGUUACGUGUAGCUUCGAUCCAGAAACUAGAUCGUGGACGAAGCUUCUCGAUCUUUGUCCCGGCGAGUAUAGUUUAUACUCACGUUCCAUCGGAUUCGCCCGUAACCGUCUAAUCAUGGCUGCGAUCAUCGGAGACGAGGAUAAUCCGACGGGAAUCGAACUAUGGGAAGUUAUAGUCUCCGACGAAUCGCCGAUGAAUUUGAAAUUCGAAUCGAUUGGAUCUAUGCCUAAGACGUGUUUGGAUAAGCUCAGAGGAACUGAUUCUGAUUGGCCGUUAACCUCGAUAGCGUUUAACGCGGUGGGAGAUAUGGUUUAUAUACACGAUGCGGCGGAGAACGGCGGAGAUAUAGUGGCGGCGGAGAUUGAUGGAGGAAAGCUUUGUAAGUGGAGGACUUUGCCAAACGCAGACGCUACUUGGAUUAAUAAAAGUCACGCGGGAGAGAGAGUUAUCGUUGCGUGUUCAAACUUUGGUUUUAGCGAUUUGAAACUUGCGUUUAGGAAUCAUUUGAGUUUCUCAACGUCAAAAUAUUGAAUGUAAUCGUGUCCGUUAAAUUCAAAGUUUCUAGUCACAUCUUGUACUCUAGUUAUUAUUAUUACUGCAUAAGUUAUUUUGUUUUUUGAGAGAUAAGCAUUCACAUUACAGAAACACUUAUAGUAAAAGUUUCUUACA
Molecule: messenger RNA, 1456 nt
Organism: Arabidopsis lyrata subsp. lyrata
Lineage: Eukaryota; Viridiplantae; Streptophyta; Magnoliopsida; Brassicales; Brassicaceae
Product: F-box/kelch-repeat protein At1g23390
Exons: 1
Coding region: 155-1318 (387 amino acids)
Biological process (GO): proteasome-mediated ubiquitin-dependent protein catabolic process
Cellular component (GO): cytosol; nucleus
Molecular function (GO): protein binding
Source: RefSeq, a predicted model, not a curated record